AUGGAUCCUGAUUUCCAGUCUGUCGUUCCAAUUUUACGAAUCUUCGAUGUCAAAAAAGCCGACGAAUUCUACCUAGAUUUCUUGGGAUUCACAGUGGAUUGGGACCACCAUUUCGACGAUAACGCGCCACUGUAUCGUCAAAUUUCCAAAGGUAGUCUCAUUCUACACCUUAGUGAGCAUCACGGAGAUGGUAGCCCUGGCACAAAGAUUCGCGUCAUGAUGAAACAGGGCAUUGUCGGGUAUCAUCAGGAGCUCAUCACAAAAAAGUAUCGAUACAUGAGGCCAGGGAUAGAAAAGGGCUAUGGAGGGCCGAACUCUCAAGAAGUUACCGUGAUUGAUCCCUUUGGCAACACAAUCACAUUUUGUCAGGCUGAAAAGGAUGAAUAA
This is a messenger RNA of Trichoderma aggressivum f. europaeum, 387 nucleotides long. RefSeq lists its product as uncharacterized. The record is from RefSeq and is a predicted model, not a curated record. NCBI's taxonomy places the organism in Eukaryota, Fungi, Ascomycota, Sordariomycetes, Hypocreales, Hypocreaceae. Bases 1 to 387 code for a protein of 128 amino acids. Gene Ontology annotation, biological process: response to antibiotic. The transcript has a single exon.